UCCCACAUCCAGCACUGGACGCAGCGAGCUUCACCUAAGAUCAGCGACACAAACAUGGCACAAGAAGCGUCUGCAGCGGCACUGGAGAUCGACCCGGAGCACUUAGUAAACGACAACGACUCGGCCCUCUGCGAUGUCUCUGACGAGCUCUCGACGUUCACCCAGUCGUUGACGCCGAGCGUGACCGAUUAUCCCACCGAGCAUGGCCGCCGCUAUCAUGCCUAUCGCUCCGGCACGUAUAUCCUGCCGAAUGACGAGACGGAGCUGGAUCGGUUGGACAUCAUGCACUUCCUGAUUAAGAAGGGACUGGGGGACAAGAUAUAUCGCGCGCCGAUUCCGAAGAACCCGAAGCGCAUUUUGGACAUCGGGACCGGCACCGGCAUCUGGAGCAUGGAGAUGGGAGACAUGUUCCCGGAUGCGCAGAUCUUGGGGAACGAUCUCUCGCCAGAGCAGCCCAGCUUCGUGCCGCCAAACGUGAAGUUUGAGGUUGAUGACGUGGAGGAUCCUUGGACCUACAAUACGCCAUUUUCGUACAUCUUCUCCAGGUAUAUGGCCACGUCCAUUGCGGAUUGGCCAAGGCUGAUAAAACAAGUCCAUGAUAACCUUGAGCCUGGAGGAUGGGCGGAAUUCCAGGAUUUCGAUCUUCUUUACUAUAGCGACGACAACACGAUGAACCCGGACACGGAGAUAUACAAGUGGAUCCGUCACAUUCUUGAUGCCUCAAGGAAGAAUGGACGCGACCCUUGUCCUGGACCGCAAUUGGAGGGCUGGCUGAAAGAUGCCGGGUUCCAGAAUGUGCACCACGAGCGUAUCAAGUUCCCCAUUGGGCCCUGGCCGAAGGACAAGCAGAAGAAAGAACUGGGCAUGUUCAAUUUGAUGCAGACCCUCCAGGGUCUCGAGGGGUAUUCGCUUCGGCUCUUUACGCAAGUCUUGGGCUGGCGGCUGGAAGAGGUCCAGGUGAGCCUUGCGAAGGUGCGCAACGAGAUAAUGAGCAAAUGGUUGCAUUCGCAAUUCGAUCUACAUGUCGUGUAUGCACAACGGCCGGAGGCAAAGGCUUGAACGUCGGGGCUAGUGCUACUUUCUGGUCAGCAGUUUCGAGGAGAUGUGCUCGGGUCUCGAAUUAUCCGCUCAUUCCUGUGAUACCAUAUCCGUACGGGUAUAUGACACCCUUUCGCUUUUAUACCUUUAUGCUUUCAUGGAAUACUUUUGUACUCUUGUAUAUUUGUGCCUUUGAAUGUCUGUCUUUGAUGUCUUGUGCAAUACUCUUGUAUCCUGGUAUCAUAUUGCCCUUGUAGUUACAUGUUGACUACCGAACAUAGUGUUAUAACUUGUUGUGACCACCGA
Molecule: messenger RNA, 1344 nt
Organism: Aplosporella prunicola CBS 121167
Lineage: Eukaryota; Fungi; Ascomycota; Dothideomycetes; Botryosphaeriales; Aplosporellaceae
Exons: 5
Coding region: 55-1059 (334 amino acids)
Molecular function (GO): methyltransferase activity
Source: RefSeq, a predicted model, not a curated record